AUGAACGCCACGUGGUUCGCCGACGGCCCGAUACGAUAUAAUCCAGAGAUCGGUCUACCAGAAUACCAUAUCAUAUCACUAGAACAUGACUAUUGCAAUGGCGUCUUUCACUAUACGAUCACGCCAAACUCGUCCAGAGUCGGCGACUUCAGCUGUUUAUUAGGAAUGAUCAAUUUGAAACGUGCAAUCGGUUUUCAUUUAGUACAGAGUUACAUCCCCACUGGGUUGAUCGUAGCGAUUUCGUGGGUAUCGUUCUGGAUUGACCGGCGAGCGGUUCCAGCUCGGGUAUCGUUAUCGUUCACAACUUUGCUAACGCUUAGCACUCAGGGAAAUGGCAUCAGAUACGCAUUGCCUCCCGUCUCGUACGCGAAGGCUAUCGAUUAUUUCUAUGGAGGUGAGUCAUUAGUGUGUAUGCUCUUCAUAUUUGGUGUCCUACUGGAGUUCGCCAUGGUGAACAGUUAUAUGCGACGUGCUAAUAAAUAUAACAUUAUGGCAGAAAAACUGCAAGCCGGUUAUGGCCACAAACAUGCAAUUUCAACGGCCGAAUAUGACUCCGAAUACGAUGAGGGUCCGCUAUCGAUAAAGCAGAACUUUGGCAAGAAUUCCACUAGUCUGAUGUACAAGGCGUUACGGUACUCGCGAAGGGCACUGGCAAUCGAUAAAGCGGCUCGGUUUGCAUUUCCA
This is a messenger RNA of Ostertagia ostertagi, 684 nucleotides long. The record is from the annotation of a GenBank genome assembly. Lineage: Eukaryota; Metazoa; Nematoda; Chromadorea; Rhabditida; Trichostrongylidae.